This is a messenger RNA of Pseudopodoces humilis (Tibetan ground-tit), 727 nucleotides long. The record is from RefSeq and is a predicted model, not a curated record. Lineage: Eukaryota; Metazoa; Chordata; Aves; Passeriformes; Paridae.
AUGCCGCGUCCCGCAAGGCGCCCGUGGGCGAGUCGGCCCCCGGCCCGCCCCUGUCGGGCCUGCCGCGGUCCCACCUCCGCCAGGUUCUCUCCGCACUGCUUGUGGCGCCUCUGGAAGAGUUUCUGGAAGAGUUCCUCGCUCUGGUGGUGGCGGAGCGGCACCGUCUUCUGGCUCCGCCUGAGCGCGGUGCCGCCCGGACGGGCGGAGAAGCCUCCCCUGGAGCAGCUCUACCGGCAGGGCCCGCUGCUGGGGAGCGGCGGCUGCGGCAGCGUUUACUCCGGGACCCGGCUCGCCGACGGCGCCCCGGUGGCCAUCAAGCGAGUGUCCCGGGAUCGCAUCUCGGAGUGGGCGCGGCUGCACGACGGCGCCCUUGUGCCCCUGGAGCUGGUGCUGCUCUGGAUGGUGUCGUGCCCUGGCUUCCGCGGCGUCGUGCGGCUCUUGGACUGGUUCCAGCUGCCCGACGGCUUCGCGCUGGUCAUGGAGCGUCCGGAGCGUUUUCAGGACCUCUGGUACUUCCUGGACGAGCGGGGGUUCCUGACGGAGCCCGUGGCGCGGGGGCUGUUCUGCCAGGUGCUGGAGGCCGUGCGGCACUGCACCAGCCGCGGCGUCCUGCACCGCGACAUCAAGGCCGAGAACAUCGUCCUUGACCUGGCCACCGGCGAGGCGAAGCUCAUCGACUUCGGGUGCGGCACGAUCCUCCGGGACACUUUGUACACCCGAAUGUCAG